UGUCGCCAUCUUUUAUUAGAAAUGGGCAGCUGUUUCAUGUGGACGCAAGUUAAAUUGUAGAUUUAACAACAAUAACGACAACCGGCGUCCUUUUCAACAUAUUUUUUGUUAUCCACCAAGUGUCGGAAUGCCAAGGAGGACAAAAAAGGACGAGGACCCCGAGGAUCUGCAGACCUUCCUCAACAAUUUCCACAAGGAGAUCGAAGGCAACAGCGAUGAGAAGGUAGUGAACACGAUUUUGGAGGCCAUUAGCGCCGAGGCCAUCGACUUGAAUGAAAAUGGUGAGGAGGCUGGUGGAUCGAAACCGAUGGAGGAGGCGGAGGAAGAGCAGUUGGCUGAUGCGGAGGAAGCGGAGGAGGAGGAGGACGACGAGGACAAGUAUUUCAUAGAUGACGAGGGCAACUGCUAUAUCAAGACUACGCCCAAGAAGCAAAAGGAGCUACAAAAGAAGCUCAAACAGGCAGCUGCCAAGCCGGGAAAAGCCACACGUUCCGUGGUCAGUACAGCCACCAACAAAUCCAUCAAUUUGCGGCCAGCCAAAUCGACACCGAAAGCGACUCCAUCGAAGCCUCCCACAGAACCCAAGGCAAUUAGCGUUCGACCAGCCCGAGCAGCUGCAGCCAAGGCGAAGCAAUCGGCGAUGCCACCGCCACCGGCAUCAGUGGUCAAAGUACCGGCACCCAGGGGCAGGCCGAGAAAAAACCCUGUCAUACCGAAGCCUGAACCCAUGGAUUUGGAGCGGGAGCUAGAGGAGCUGGUAGAUGAGCCCGACAUCAGUUCAAUGGUGACCGAAUUGUCGGACUAUGCCGUAGACGAAGCUGCCGUAGAGGCAGCCACAUCUACGAUCACGCCAAACGAGGCGGAGGUCUACGAAUUUGAGGACAAUGCGACAGAGGAUGAGAAUGCCGACAAGAAGGACGUAGACUUUGUGCUAAGCAACAAGGAGGUGAAGCUGAAGCCAGCUUCUUCUACCAGCCAAAAUUCGAAUGCUUCGGGGCAUAAGUACUCAUGCCCACACUGUCCGUAUACGGCGAGCAAGAAGUUUCUGAUCACGCGCCACUCACGGAGUCAUGACGUCGAGCCAUCCUUCAAGUGCUCCAUCUGCGAGAGGUCCUUCCGAUCGAACGUGGGCCUGCAAAACCACAUAAACACGCACAUGGGCAAUAAGCCGCACAAGUGCAAGCUCUGUGAAAGCGCCUUCACCACCAGCGGCGAGCUGGUCCGUCACACUCGCUACAAGCACACCAAGGAAAAACCGCACAAGUGCACGGAGUGCACGUACGCCAGCGUGGAACUGACCAAACUGCGCCGCCACAUGACCUGCCAUACGGGUGAGAGACCAUAUCAAUGUCCGCACUGCACCUACGCAUCGCAGGACAUGUUCAAGCUGAAGCGACACAUGGUGAUCCACACCGGCGAGAAGAAGUACCAAUGCGACAUCUGCAAGUCGCGAUUCACGCAGUCCAACUCACUGAAGGCCCACAAGCUCAUCCACAGCGUGGUCGACAAGCCCGUCUUUCAGUGCAACUACUGUCCGACGACUUGCGGUCGGAAGGCUGACCUGCGCGUUCACAUUAAACACAUGCAUACCUCUGAUGUGCCGAUCACAUGCCGGCGCUGUGGCCAGCAGCUGCCGGAUCGUUAUCAAUACAAGCUGCACGUUAAGUCACACGAGGGCGAAAAGUGCUACAGCUGCAAGCUGUGCAGCUACGCUUCGGUCACCCAACGCCAUCUGGCCUCACACAUGCUCAUCCACCUGGACGAAAAGCCGUUCCACUGCGAUCAGUGCCCGCAGGCCUUCCGGCAGCGUCAAUUGCUGCGCCGCCAUAUGAAUCUCGUACACAACGAAGAGUAUCAGCCACCAGAACCGCGCGAGAAACUGCACAAGUGCCCGAGUUGUCCGCGGGAGUUUACCCACAAAGGUAAUCUAAUGAGACACAUGGAGACUCACGACGAUUCGGCGAAUGCUCGCGAAAAGCAGCGUCGCCUUAAGUUGGGCCGCAAUGUGCGGCUGCAGAAGGAUGGCACUGUCAUCACGUUGAUCAAGGAUCAGUUUGUGGAUAUGGACCAGGACCAGGAGGAAAACGAAGAGGAUGACAAUCCAGAGAGCUAUGACUUAGCUGAAAUCGAGCCGGAGAACUCGGAGGCUGAAGACGCUGAUGAUGAUGUGGAAACCAUAGUCAGUGAUCCGAUCCGUCAGAGAAUCAAGCCCGCACCUAUCAUUAUCAACAAACAGGCCAGGCUUGCCGCCUCCGAAAAGCAGCCGAUGAUCAUCAAUCAACGCCUCCGAAGUCAACGGGGCACCAAGACGUUCCACAUCAAGGAGGAGCCGGACAACUCUGACUUCACCGUGGAAUGGCAAGGGGAUGACGGCGAGGUAAUGGUCGUAGAGCUGGUUAAUGGCGACGAGGAGGUGUUGGUCAAGCACGAACCGAGCGCCAACUCCAAGAUCAGUGCCAAAAACUGCUUUGGUUUCGAGGACGACGAUGAUUAUGAGGAGUAUGGCGAUGCGGAAAACGAGGUCGAUGGCGCUUCCCAGGAGUUUCUGCAGCUGAUGGAUAUGAUUGAGCAGGAUUCUUAGUCUCCUGAAAACAAAGCUAAUGGAUAAGUAAUUAUGACUAACUUAUGUACAUACCAAGCAUACGAUAACGUAUUUUUACGUUACAUUGUUUUCUAUUUAAGUACACAUUUAAAACAGUUAGGAAACCUAUUUUUACAAGGUUAUGAAAUGGAUUUUAAAAAUGUAUUCUUUCGAAAUGAAUGUAUAAUUCUGGAUAAGCAGUUAACAUGCCGACAUGGCGACUAUUUUUAAAUGAUCCCCGACACUUAAACUUUAGUUGACAACUUGGCAUAAAUAUUUAUUUAAAUACAUUUACAUA
This is a messenger RNA of Drosophila sechellia, 2879 nucleotides long. It is a transcript of the gene CTCF, whose product is annotated as transcriptional repressor CTCF. NCBI's taxonomy places the organism in Eukaryota, Metazoa, Arthropoda, Insecta, Diptera, Drosophilidae. Gene Ontology annotation, molecular function: DNA-binding transcription factor activity; RNA polymerase II cis-regulatory region sequence-specific DNA binding. Gene Ontology annotation, biological process: regulation of transcription by RNA polymerase II. The transcript is spliced from 4 exons. The coding region runs from base 128 to 2581 and encodes 817 amino acids. The record is from RefSeq and is a predicted model, not a curated record.